AUGACGGACACUGAAAUGAACGACGUCUUUUCUGACCCUUCAAUGGAGCCUCAUGAUCUGAGUCAACUACAGUAUCAUAUCACCUUACGCGACUUUGGUGAAAAGGUGCAAAAAGCCGCUAAUGCGGCCUAUCCCAAUGAUCAAAAGAUCAAAUACGCCCGAGUCUAUGCUCUUCUCAUAUUAUGGGAGGACGAAGACCCGCAAUUGCCCGUUUCACUAGAAGUCCACGAAUUAGGUGUUGUUUUAGCUUCCAUUUACAAGUACGAAGUACAAAUAUAUCGAAUACCUAGCGGCGGAAGCCACAAAAAAUUGAAUCAAAAGAUUUUGGACUUUGGUGAACUAGGUGGAGACAAUAAGGAAGACCUGAAGAUUGUUUAUUAUGGCGGGCAUGGCAUGCUAGCUCAAAACCGGCAGCCUUGUUGGGUGAGUCGUUCUGAUUCCCGAGACCCUAGUUUCAGCAUGGUGAAAUGGGGCGGGAUUCAAAAUUCUUUGGAAGAAGCACAAUCCGACGUUCUGCUCUUACUUGACUGUUGCUCUUCGGGCACCGCUAACACAGGAGAUGGGUAUGGAACUACAGAGCUUAUUGCUGCUUGUGGCUUCAACGAUGUUGCAAAUGGCGUUGGGCGCCAUUCAUUCACCUAUGCCUUGACAACAGAAUUACGCCUGUUGAGCGCAUAUCCAAAAUUUACUGCAGCGGUUCUGUACAAUAGAAUACUCUGCAGACUACAAAACUGGAUGCCUGAAGGCAGAGAAUUACAGAAAGCUCCACUUCAUGUUGUUCUUACGCAAAAUCAAGCUUUGCCAUCCAGCAUACAACUUUCAGUAAGCCCAAGGCCAAAGCCGGAGCCAAUGUCUUUCCGGAGUCCUUCGCAAUCACUGGGUUCGCCAAGUCCCGCUUCAUUCGAGAGCAAUGAAAGGACAGACUCUGACCAAGAUUCUAAUUUAUCGCCGGUGUCAAGCCUCCUUUCUGCCGAUGAGCAAUUUCCGAGGAUCUUACUAAGUGUGAGACUCAAAGAAGAUCUGGCUCCAGAAUUAUCUGCCGAUCUCUUUGCUGAAUGGCUUCGCAUGAUGCCCGUUAUUGCCAACUCUAUUACCGUUGAAGCUGGAUUCAGUAGUUUUUCAACAGUAAUCUUGGUUUCCAUGCCAACACCAGUAUGGGUCUGCCUUGGAAGAGAUCCGGCCUUUAAUCUUGUGGGUAUCAUUAAGAAGAAGCCAAACAUAAAACCAGUUUCUUCCCCAAGUCUUUCAACACUUGAAGUUGCUGAAAGCGGCAAUUAUCAGUCAUUGAAGACAAAACAACAACCACCAGCCCGUAUGAACAACGAAUUGCGUCUUCCAGCCUACACAAAGCAAAACUCAAUGCAAAUACCAUCUUCUUCCGACCGUGGCUUCGAUCCCUACCCGUCUAGUUCGUCAUAUCAUUAUUCUACCGCUUCUGCUAAACCUUACACUCCUAGCCAAGACCCUUCAAAAAGUUCAUCGAAAAUGAGCAUAGAAAGAGCAAAAUAUCGAGCCAAGAAGGAAUUUGAACAGAUUCUUGCAUCUGCAAUUGAUGAAAGACCUAUCGAGAAAUCUAGGAGAGAUGAUCAGCUCACAUAG
Botrytis deweyae is the source of this 1599-nucleotide messenger RNA. RefSeq lists its product as uncharacterized. The record is from RefSeq and is a predicted model, not a curated record. Bases 1 to 1599 code for a protein of 532 amino acids. The transcript has 3 exons. Lineage: Eukaryota; Fungi; Ascomycota; Leotiomycetes; Helotiales; Sclerotiniaceae.